GGCCAAAGGCUUUUAAAUACGAGAGCAUGCCCCAUAAAUUGUACAGCGGUAUGCUCCAUGCCUCUGUUCUUCUCUUAAUUACCAUUCUCAUUGUCCUCGUUUUAAGCUGAUAAGGUUAAACAGCAGUUGAGGACAUGUUCUAGGAUAACCAAAGACGUUGAUCAAAUGUCGAGAGGUAACCCUUGCCAGUUGCCGGAUUAUGAUCCGAACGACAACGAAGCCGGUAUGAAGAUUAUCGAGGACCUGACGGAAAAUGUUCACCAGAUACAGCAGUUGGUGUUGGAGGAGAUAAUAACACGGAAUGCGCAUACGGAAUAUCUUAAGGGCUUCCUUAAUGGACAGUGUGACAUGCAGGUUUUCAAGAACAAAGUUCCUGUGGUGAAUUACGAAGAUAUCAAGCCUUAUAUCGAACGAAUCGCCAAUGGAGAUUCGGUGAACAUCAUUUCCGCCGAACCGAUUAUCGAGUUGCUCACAAGCUCCGGUACUUCGGGUGGGCAGCCGAAGAUGAUGCCUUCAACUGCAGAAGACCUGAACAGGAAGACAUUCUUUUAUAAUCUGCUUGUGCCUGUGAUGAACAAGUAUGUAGACGGCUUGGAUGAAGGAAAAGCAAUGUAUCUUUUGUUUGUUAAGCCAGAGACCAAAACUCCCUCUGGUCUAAUGGCGAGGCCUGUAUUAACAAGCUACUACAAGAGUAGUAAUUUCAAGAAUCGACCCUUCAACCGCUUCAAUGUUUACACCAGCCCUGACGAGACAAUCUUAUGCUCCGACGGCAAGCAGAGCAUGUACUGCCAAUUGCUUUGCGGUUUGGUACAACGACAAGAGGUUUUAAGGGUCGGUGCAGUUUUCGCUUCGGCUUUCUUACGGGCCAUCAAGUUUUUGGAAGACAAUUGGAAAGAGCUCUGCUCCAACAUUAGAGCCGGUCAUGUCAGUGACUGGAUCACUGACCCCAGUUGCAGAAAUGUCGUAUCGUCGAUUCUAGGCGAACCGGAUCCGGAAUCGGCCAACUUGAUCGAACACGAAUGCGGAGGUGAAUCAUGGGAAGGGAUAAUUAAGAAACUCUGGCCUAGAACAAAAUACAUUGAAGUCAUUGUCACAGGUUCCAUGGCACAAUAUGUUUCGACCCUCGAAUUCUACAGUGGAGGGAUACCUUUGGUUUCCACAAUGUAUGCUUCUUCAGAAUGUUACUUUGGGAUUAAUUUCAAACCGCUGAGCAAGCCUUCGGAUGUCUCGUACACGCUUAUCUCGAAUAUGGCCUACUUCGAGUUCAUACCGGUGAAGAAGAACCAUGAAGAUGGAACCGUGGAUGUACAGUGCAAUGGUGUUUGCAAAGAAAAUUGCAGUGAAGAUGUCGAAACUGUUGAUCUCGUUGAUGUAAAGCUUGGCCAGUAUUAUGAACUUGUUGUCACAACUUUUACAGGCCUGUAUAGAUAUCGAGUCGGAGACAUUCUAAUGGUGUCAGGAUUCCACAACAAAGCCCCUCAAUUCCGAUUUGUGCAUCGACGGAACGUUGUUUUAAGCAUCGACACAGACAAAACCAACGAGGAGGACCUGUUGAAGGCUGUUACAAAGGCAAAAGUCAUAGUAGAGUCGCUUGGCUUCCUGUUGAUAGAGUACACGAGCUAUGCCGACACUACCUCCAUACCAGGUCACUAUGUUCUAUUCUGGGAGCUCACAAUCAAAGGGAGUAACCAUCUUCCGGUACUCGAUCCUAAGUUAAUGGAGCAGUGUUGCUCCGCAGUGGAAGAAUCUCUCGAUUCCGUUUACAGAAGAUGUAGGAGAAAGGACAAUUCGAUCGGGCCAUUAGAGAUACGAGUGGUGCAACACGGCACAUUUGAUGCUCUCAUGGAUUUCUGCGUGUCUCAAGGAUCUUCAGUUAACCAAUAUAAGACACCAAGAUGCAUUAAAUCAGAGGAGGUCGUCAAUAUAUUAGAUUCUAGGGUGGUAGGAAGGUUUUUCAGCCCAAACGCACCUUCUUGGAAGCCUGUUCAGAUUGGGGACUGAAUGAAGAAAAUGAAUCUUAAAAAUUUCCUGGAAUCUGUAAAAGAAUUUGUACUGUAGUUCUUUGUCUUUUUUCUUCUUCAGUGUCUGCAUGUUUCUGUAUUAAAAUUAGACAUUUAAGCUAUGGGACAACUCUAUCUCCUUUUGUACGACUUUCUGUCUGGUAUAAAAUCAAAGAUAAUUCUUC
Molecule: messenger RNA, 2185 nt
Organism: Hibiscus syriacus
Lineage: Eukaryota; Viridiplantae; Streptophyta; Magnoliopsida; Malvales; Malvaceae
Product: indole-3-acetic acid-amido synthetase GH3.17-like
Exons: 5
Coding region: 166-2001 (611 amino acids)
Cellular component (GO): cytoplasm
Molecular function (GO): acid-amino acid ligase activity
Source: RefSeq, a predicted model, not a curated record